AUGACUCCGAGUCCUUUGCCGGCCAAUGGUCCUAAUGCCAAUACUGCGGAUCACGAUCCUCCAGAACCUGUCGCCAUUUGUGGAUUGGCAUGCCGUCUUCCAGCAGGCAUAAGCCAUCCUCGACAUCUAUGGGAGUUCUUGCUUGCUGGUGGAGACGCACGCAGCGAAGUACCAGCGUCCAGGUACAAUGUCGAAGCGUUCUACGAUCCAAGCGGAAAGCCAGGCACGACUAAAACUCGACACGGCUACUUUCUCGAUGAUGAACUCACGAAUGUGGACACAUCUAUGGUGUCCAUGUCCCGGAAAGAGCUCGAAAAGCUCGACUCUCAGCAACGUCUCAUGCUGAACGUAGCACGAGAAUGCUUUGAAGAUGGCGGCGAGGUCGGUUGGGAGGGCAAGAAGAUCGGUUGUUAUAUUGGCAGCUUGGGUGAAGAUUGGCUAGAGAUGCUUGUACAAGACACACAGAGCUUUGGACAUUACCGAGUCACUGGACAAGCAGACUUCUCGCUAUCGAACCGCAUCUCGUAUGAGAUGAAUCUUCACGGGCCUAGAGGCGAUUGCGAGUCGGCCAUAAUUGGCGGCACGAAUCUGAUCUUGAGACCCCACUGCACUGCUCAGAUGUCCGAACAAGGUGUUCUUUCCCCUGACGGUUCUUGCAAGACGUUCUCCAGCGAGACCAACGGAUAUGGUCGAGGUGAAGCCAUUGUUGGUGUUUUCAUCAAGCCGCUCGAGCAAGCACUUCGAGAUGGCAACAGCAUUCGCGCAGACGCCCAAGAAGAAGUUAUUCGCCAAGCGUACCAACAAGCCGGCCUGGACAUGGUCGACACCGGAUACUUCGAGUGCCACGGAACUGGCACACCUUUGGGAGAUCCCAUCGAGGCCAAGGCGGUUGCUAACUGCUUCAGCAAGGCAGGGAUCAUAAUUGGAUCCACCAAGUCAAAUUUUGGGCAUACAGAGGGAGCAUCUGGUCUUUUGUCUCUGCUAAAGGCUGUUCUCAUGCUCGAGAACAAAGCAAUCCCUCCCAGCAUCAAAUUUUCGCCGAAGAAUCCAAGGAUUCCGUGGGACUCAGGCAAGCUUGCACUUGCAGAGAGACCUCUAUCCUGGCCGAACGAUCGCGUGCAACGCAUCAGUGUGAACUCAUUCGGCUUGGGAGGCUCAAACGCCCACACCAUCAUCGACUCUGCGUCGAACUUUCGACCAAUCACUGAGAAAUCCUCGAAAAAGGACGAAACUUGUCAGUUGCUCCCAUAUUCCGCUGCAAGCCAACGGUCCCUUAACGCGCUUAUCAGCACAUAUGCAUCCUUUCUGGAAGAGUCUAGUUUCAAUAUCGCCGACAUUGCGUACACGCUCGCCCGCGGUCGCGAGCAUCUAAAGCACCGUUCGUUCGCCGUUGUUCGUGGGCAUUCUGUCAUAACUAGCCCGCCAGCAACCGCGCCUAGCCAUCGGACUCCCAAAGUCGUCUUGGUAUUUACCGGUCAAGGUGCUCAAUGGCCUGGGAUGGCUGUCGAGCUAUUGAUGUCUAAUCCAACCUUUCAAUCCGCCAUCCGCUCCUUAGACGAGUAUCUCAACGCUAGCCUUGGAGACGAUGCCCCAGAAUGGACCAUCGACGAAGAGCUUCGGAGGCCUUCUGAGACGAGUCGUCUCGGUCUCGCAGAGUUUUCCCAGCCGCUGUGCACCGCCGUGCAGAUUGCACUUAUCGAUACUCUGCGCUCAGUUGGAAUCAAGGCGGAUGCCAUAGUCGGCCAUUCAAGCGGCGAGAUUGUUGGCGCUUAUGCCGCUGGUGCCUUGACUGCGGGAGAGGCUUUAGUAGCUGCGCUGUAUCGUGGCGUUGCGGCCAAGAAGCAGACGAGACCAGGUGCAAUGGCAGCCAUUGGCAUGGGCGUCGCCGACGCUGAGAAGUUUCUGUUGCCAGGUGCUUGUAUCGCCUGCGAUAAUUCUCCACGAAGCGUCACUGUUUCAGGCGAUGCCACAAGCGUCGAGGAGGUCCUCUCAAGCAUUCACAAGGCCAAUCCUGACACGUUCGCGAGGAAACUUGCAGUUGAUAAAGCGUACCACUCACACCACAUGGCCGAAAUCGGCGAUGCAUACAAUGCGUUGAUCCAGGAAAGAAUAGUGGCCAAGCCUUUGGAAAAGCCGUUCUUCUCGAGCGUCGAGGGCAAGCUUCUUGAUGCAUCCGCCAAGCUUGACUCCCAAUACUGGCAAAAGAACGCAGAAUCUCCUGUACUGUUCAAUGGAGCUGUAACGAGUCUCCUCCGCUACUUCUCGGAUGAUGAAAUCAUCCUUUUGGAAAUCGGAGCUCACUCUGCCCUGGCUGGCCCCUUGAAGCAGAUCAUGACAGACACCUCAAACAAGGCAACUUACAUACCUACCUUGAUACGGAAUCAAGAUGCUUUUGAAAGUUUGCUGUGCUCUAUUGGAAAGCUCUACGCCUCGCAUGUCUCAACCGACAUUGCGGCACUGUUCCCAACAGGCAUUUGCUUGUCAAAUUUACCUCGAUAUCCUCACCUCCCUUCGGACAACAGCUACUGGUUCGAAUCUCGUCUCAGCAGAGAAUACCGGCAUAGGAAGUUUCCACAUCAUGAUCUGCUUGGUACCAGAAUUCUGGAAAGUACAGACAUUGAGCCCGCAUGGCGGAAUCUGUUCAGCUGGUUCGAGUUCAGUAUUGUAGCAAACAGCGGCAGCCAAUGGACUAAGCACUGUAGUGGGCAAGUCAAGGCUGAGGGCGGACCCCUGGCAAAUGGAAUAAGCCCUGAAUCAUUCCCUCGUGUCGUCAAACGGGAAAGAUGGUUCGACGCUGUGAGAUGCCAAGGUCUGGACCUGGGCCAUGACUUCCUGCAUAUGGACGACAUUACCGCAUCUACGACUACGCACGAAGCACGUUGUAUCCUCUCUAGCAGGAGCUAUCCCCUCGAUACCUUGUCACGAUAUCACAUCCACCCGGCGGUGAUCGACGGUAUCCUUCAAUUGUCCUCUGUGGCUGCUGCAAAUGGCCUCAUACGGAGACAUCGAAACUUCCUUCCUGUGUCUUGUGAUCAACUCUUGGUUACCAGGACGGUGAAAGACUUCAUUGCCAGUGUGGGAGUUAGUCGUAUGGGGAGAGAGUCUACAUCUUCAAGAUUCUCCAAUGGCAAGGGCAUCUUGAACGGAAAGGUAGUCCUCGAAUUCGACGGUUUGGAAAUGCGCGCCGCCCAGGUCACUGGGGAGAACGAAGACAAGUCAGAUCCACAUGCUGCAUCGCGCCUGGUUUGGGCCGCUGACAUCGACUUUGUGGAUGUGAGGUCACUGUUCUCGCCGCUACCUCAUAUUGAGACAUACGCAAAAGAACUUGACGAUCUUGGGAGACUGUCGAUCCAGAAAAUCCGCAAAAGCCUCUCUCAUCUCACCCCGAAAACACUCCACCACCAGCAAUAUGCUGACUGGAUCAGAUCUCAACCCUCAUCAUCGGAAAGCUCAGAACAUGACGACGAGAAGAUUCAGCGGCUCACUGCAAGCCUCGUCAACAGCGAAGUUGGCCCUGUGGUCCAGGUACUCCAAGCUUUUAUGGCCAACAUCGACACCAUAGUCAAUGGCACACCAUGGGAGUCUUUCCUGCCCUCCAACAUCGUAGCAAGCUUGUGCAAUACUCUGUCUGGUGUCGACAGCUCAGCUUUCUUCAAGACGCUGGGUCACUCUAAACCAAACCUCCGGACCUUGGAAAUCGGCGGUUGGUCGAGGUCGCCAUCAAAUGUCAUCGUUGAUGCUUUGCAAUCAAACGGCCGACGUUUUUGGUCACAGUACACCUUCGCUUCCACGGCUUUGCUCCCGGCUGAGAAAAGGCUUGGCCAUUGCGAGGGCGUGGAGUUUGUCACUCUCGACAUCAGCAAAGAUCUCGGUGAACAAGGCCUCGAAGAACGCCAAUACGAUAUUGUUGUCGUGCAUGGAGCCCUGCAGAGACUACCCAUCGUGGAAGGCUCUCUCCGGAACAUCAGACAGCUGCUUCGGCCUGAUGGCCGCCUCCUUCUGGUGGGCUUAGGUCCUGCGCCAGAUUGGACGAAAUUGGUUCUCGGUACUCAAACAGCAUGGAAGAACGAGGAGUUGGAUCAACGGGCCUUGGAAGGUCGUAAAAUCACUGAUUAUUGGCAACAAAAUCUCGAAAUCGCAGGCUUUGGCUCUCUCGAGGCUAUGACCCAUGACUCAAGGGUGGGCUUUGAGUCCAAUGGCAUUUUGCUAGCUCGCCCGACCAACAGCCUCACCAACGGGGUCUACAAAGCCUUUGGUCUGCUCGUGAGAGAUAAGUUGAAGAGCUGCCACCCGAUAGAAGAGCGCCUACAGCGACACGGAUACCAGGUCACCAAGCUUACUCUCAAAGACAACCCGCCGCCCAACACCGAUAUCAUCUCUACCCUUGAUCUGGACAGCCCUUUUUUCGAAAACAUUGCAGAUAACGACUACGAGGACUUCAAGACUUUUCUGGCCAACUUGCGCAAUUCUGGCAUCCUCUGGAUCACAAAACCAUGGCAUACUCGGGUAGAAGAUUCUCGCUAUGCCCAAGUCAUUGGCCUGGCUCGUGUCAUUCGGACCGAGCUUCUUAUUGACUUUGCUACUUGUGAGGCUGACGACUUCGAUGCAUCCCUUUCCCUUGUUUGCGACGUUUUCGACAAAUUUAGCAAUCGCGAUGCCAACGACACUCUCAGCCCCGACUUUGAGUUCGCUAUCGACGAAGGGAUCAUCAAGAUCAGUCGACAUCUGCCAUUCACCCUGGCAGAUAAUCUGCUCCAAAGCCACGACAGUGAGCGAAUGAAGAUCGUUUUUGAGAAUCCUGGACGUUGGAGUAGCCUCCAGUGGGAGCGCCAGGCUGAGCCUGAGCCUGCAGCGCUCGGCAAUCGUGCUGUUGAGAUCGAGAUGCAUGUUGUUGGACUCAAUUUCAAAGACGUACUGGUUGGCAUGAAUCUCAUCGAUCACGUCGGGCGCUACAACGGACUCGAAGGUGCGGGUGUUGUUCGCGGAGUAGGCUCAGACGUCAAAGCAUUCAAGCCAGGAGAUCGUGUCGUUGCAAUGGAUCAUCAAAUGCUGUCUGCCCUGGUCGUAACCCACGAAAAUAUGUGCGCCAAGAUCCCGGACUCGCUCGAGUUCUUGGACGCUGCCACAAUGUUCACCGUCUUUGCCACGGUGCAGCAGUCUCUGAUCAAGAUCGGCCGUUUACAAAGAGGAGAGUCGCUCCUGAUUCAUUCUGCUUGCGGUGGCGUUGGCCUUGCUGCAGUACAGAUUGCACAGAUGAUUGGGGCAGAGAUCUACGCUACAGUAGGCUCCAAUGCCAAGGCACAAUACCUCGUGGACACCUUCGGCAUCCCGAGAAAUCGGAUAUUUUACUCUCGUGACAACUCUUUCGUCAAAGACGUCUACCGCGAGACUGGUGGGAAAGGCAUCGAUCAGGUCCUCAACUCACUCUCUGGCGACUUGCUACACGAGACCUGGAAAUGCGUUGCACCCCAUGGGAAAGUCAUAGAGAUUGGCAAGCGUGGGCUUCUUGGCCAUGGGAAGCUUGAUAUGGAGCCUUUUGUGGCUAACCGCAGCUACUGCUGCGUUGACAUCGAUGCGUUCUAUGACCACAACUCGCUUCGAUUCAAAGAGUUGAUGACAGAAACGCUUGAAUAUCUUGAAAAGGGGUCCGUCAAGCCGAUUCCAAUCGCCAAAGAGUUCGACGCAUCUUCCAUUCCCAACGCCUUUGAGCACCUGCUCCCUGGCCACCACAUCGGUCGGGUUGGCAUUCGAAUUUGCGAUGUCAAUGGUCGAUUGACUAUGAAGACUGAGGCCUGCCGCAGCUCUGCCUGGAACCUUGAGCUCAACUCUUCAGGAUCGUACCUUUUGGUUGGUGGCCUAGGGGGUCUAGGCCGCGCCAUAUCUAUCUGGAUGGUGGAACACGGCGCUCGCAAUCUAACAUUCUUUGGUCGUAGUGCUGGGAAGGGCGAGGACGAUGAAGCCUUUAUCAAGGAGCUCGAAAGUAUGGGCGUUACUGUCAGUACCGUCCGCGGCAGCGUCACUAAGCUCGAAGACGUUGCUAGAGCUUUUGCUACCGCGCAGCCUCCACUCAAAGGAGUCCUACAACUCAGCACCGCCCAAGCGGACGACAACUUCUAUGCAAUCACAAAGGAGCAGUGGGACUAUAGCGUGGGUCCGAAAGUUACUGGGACGUGGAACCUGCACCACGCCACUGCAAACCUCUCUCUCGACUUCUUUGUCCUUGCCAGCUCUCUAUCUGCGGCCGUUGGGAUGCCGGGUCAAGCCAACUAUGCUUCUGGAAACAGCUUUCUCGAUGCUUUCGUCCAGUAUCGCAAUAACCUCGGCCUACCCUGCUCUGCCAUCAACAUUGGCGCGGUUGCCGGUAUUGUUCUCCUGGCCGACAAGGCUGCGCUUCAGCGCAGCGCAGUGCUGGUCGGUAACAAGACUGUGGAUGAGAAAGAGCUGUUGGACGCUAUGGCGCUGGCAAUGACGGCUUCCAUACCCCGAAAGCCACCAAGUGGCAGCUCGGAUGGGCAAUGCUCGUUCACAGAUCCUAAUGUAUUUGUCCUAGGCAUGGCAUCCAGAGAGCCCCUAGAGAGUCCCUCCAAUCGUACUGUUUGGAAGAAGGACUGUCGUAUGGCAAUCUACCACAAUGGAGACUCAAACUCUGAACAAGCCACGUCUUCCACAGACCCGCUCAAAGUUUACCUAGCACAAGCACAAGCAGACCCAUCGAUCCUCCGCACGCCAGAAGCAGGGACUUUCUUCGCACGAGAAAUUGGUAGUCGACUUUUCGAUCUGCUCAUUAAAGAUGGCAGCGAGUUGGACAUCCGCGUUCCGCUCGAGGACCUUGGGCUGGAUUCUUUGGUCGCCAUUGAGUUGCGUGCUUGGUGUCGGCAGGCGUUUGCUGUGGAUGUCUCCGUGUUGGAAAUGCUGGGCGUGGAGAACCUGGAAAUGCUCGGGGUGUUGGUGGCGAAGAAGCUGGUACAGGCGACUGCCAGUAGGGGUGAGAAGGAGUGA
Zasmidium cellare ATCC 36951 is the source of this 6999-nucleotide messenger RNA. RefSeq lists its product as uncharacterized. Gene Ontology annotation, biological process: secondary metabolite biosynthetic process; fatty acid biosynthetic process. Lineage: Eukaryota; Fungi; Ascomycota; Dothideomycetes; Mycosphaerellales; Mycosphaerellaceae. The coding region runs from base 1 to 6999 and encodes 2332 amino acids. The transcript is spliced from 5 exons. The record is from RefSeq and is a predicted model, not a curated record. Gene Ontology annotation, molecular function: phosphopantetheine binding; fatty acid synthase activity; oxidoreductase activity.